ACGUCACCGCUCGCCGGUUAUUCGUAAAUAUAUACUUUGUUGUUCGAUCCCGGUGUGACGCCAUUCACUUACACAAAAUGAUUGUGAAAAUGACUUGUUCCCCGUGGGACAUAUUUGUAAGGGACACUGACGACAACAAGGAAGUUAAAUCUCGCCACAGGAGCCAAUAUAAUGUCUCGCUUCACUGCAAAUGCCGACGGCGGGCAAGUAUCUGUGUUCAAUCCCCGACAGGCAGAUACGGAGAAGAAGUCACACAAGUCGUCAUUUCGACAGCAGAAACUACCCGCAUGGAAGCCCGUUCUCACGACCGGAGCCGUAUGCCUGGCCCUCUUCAUCAUUGGACUCCUCUUCAUCCCCAUCGGCAUCGCCCUGUCGGCGACGUCCGCCAAUAUUAAGGAAGUUAAGAUUGACUACACGGGUAUGGACAAAUCCAGCUCCUGCUUCAGCUGCUGGAAAAGCUCCAGCUGGAACAACACGUGCAAGUGCACCGUCCCCUUCUUCCUGGAUCGGUCUUUUGAUAGCACCGUCUUCAUGUACUACGGCCUGUCCAACUUCUACCAGAACCACCGCCGUUUCGUCAGUUCUCGCCACGACAGCCAGCUGAACGGCAACAUGGAGUCCUUGAUGGAACCGAGCAAGGACUGUGAGCCGUACGCUUUCCGAGACAACAAACCCAUCGCACCUUGUGGAGCCAUAGCCAACAGCAUGUUCAACGACACUCUGGAUCUGUUUCGCAAUGUGCCCACUGUUGGCGACGUCCGAAUCCCUCUGACGGGUAAGGGCAUCGCCUGGUGGACGGAUAAGCACCUGAAGUUCAAGAACCCAGGAGGCCAGGACCAAAACCUCACAACCGUCUUCCAAGGGACCAGCCGCCCGCUCAAUUGGCGCCGGCCCGUCAGCGAGCUAGACCAGGACCCCGAAAACAACGGAUUCAUCAACGAGGACUUCAUCGUCUGGAUGCGCAACGCCGCCCUGCCGACCUUCCGCAAGCUUUACCGCAUCAUCCACAAAACCAAGAAGAUGCCGACUCUUGCACGAGGAAACUACACGCUGCACGUGGUUUACAGUAUCCUUCACCGCGUCCUUCACCCGACCUCUAACCAAAUUUCAUCCGUGCCUCAACCACUUCAAUCAGAUUAUCCAGUUCGGAGCUUCCAGGGCAGGAAAUGGGUGAUCUUGAGCACCUCCUCCUGGAUGGGAGGCAAGAACCCAUUUCUGGGCGUCGCCUACCUGGUGGUGGGCUCUGUUAGCUUUUUCCUGUGGGUGGUCCUGCUGGUUCUUCACCACCAAAACAACAACCUAUGAGGAAUGGAACGCCCAGAUGGUUCUUCAAAAAUCUCCUGUCAGACAAAAGGAGAAAGUUGAAAUAUUUGGAUACUAAUAAUAGGCUUACAGAUAAUAUAACUGUUUUUCCAGUUUUUCUCUGGAAAAACUUUUUCGCAACAUAUUCACGUACAUGUGUUGCUUUGCAAAAUAUCACAGUGGUUCUUGCAUCCUUUUGGUGUAAUAUGCUAGAUACUGUAUACUGUACAGUCAUUAUGCUAGCUCGUUAGUAACCUGGCGUGACUUACAUAAGUAGCUAGCUGCUAGCCCGUUAGUAACCUGGCAUGACUUACAUAAGUAGCUAGCUGCUAGCCUGUUAGUAACCUGGCGUGACUUACAUAAGUAGCUAGCUGCUAGCCCGUUAGUAACCUGGCGUGACUUACAUAAGUAGCUAGCUGCUAGCCCAUUAGUAACCUGGCAUUACUUCCAUAAAUAGCUAGCUGCUAGCCCGUUAAUAACCUGGUGUGACUUACAUAAGUAGCUAGCUGCUAGCCCAUUAGUAACCUGGCAUUACUUCCAUAAAUAGCGAGCUGCUAGCCCGUUAAUAACCUGGCGUGACUUACAUAAGUAGCUAGCUGCUACCCCAUUAGUAACCUGGCAUUACUUCAAUAAGUAGCCAGCUGCUAGCCCGUUAGUAACCUGGCAUUACUUCAAUAAGUAGCCAGCUGCUAGCCCGUUAGUAGCCUGGCGUGACUUACAUAAGUAGCUAGCUGCUAGCCCAUUAGUAACCUGGCAUUACUUCCAUAAAUAGCGAGCUGCUAGCCUGUUAAUAACCUGGCGUGACUUACAUAAGUAGCUAGCUGCUACCCCGUUAGUAACCUGGCAUUACUUCAAUAAGUAGCCAGCUGCUAGCCCGUUAGUAGCCUGGCGUGACUUACAUAAGUAGCUAGCAGCUAGCCCAUUAGUAACCUGACAUGACUUCCAUAAGUAGCUAGCUGCUAGCCCGUUAGAACCUGGCGUGACUUACAUAAGUAGCUAGCUGCUACCCCGUUAGUAACCUGUCAUGACUUGCAUAAGUAGCUAGCAGAUAGCCCGUUAGUAACCUGUCAUGACUUACAUAAGUAGCUAGCAGCUAGCCCGUUAGUAACCUGGCAUGACUUACAUAAGUAGCUAGCUGCUACCCCGUUAGUAACCUGUCAUGACUUGCAUAAGUAGCUAGCAGAUAGCCCGUUAGUAACCUGGCAUGACUUACAUAAGUAGCUAGCAGCUACCCCGUUAGUAACCUGGCAUUACUUCCAUAAGUAGCUAUGCUAGAUACUGUAUAUUGUACGGUCAUUAUGUAAGGCGGUCACCAGCCUUACAUAGCUAGCUGCUAGCUUGUUAGUAACCUGGCGUGACUUACAUAAGUAGCUAGCUGCUAGCCCGUUAGUAACCUGGCAUGACUUACAUAAGUAGCUAGCUGCUAGCCCGUUAGUAACCUGGCGUGACUUACAUAAGUAGCUAGCUGCUAGCCCGUUAGUAACCUGGCGUGACUUACAUAAGUAGCUAGCUGCUAGCCCGUUAGUAACCUGGCGUGACUUACAUAAGUAGCUAGCAGCUAGCCCAUUAGUAACCUGGCGUGACUUACAUAAGUAGCUAGCUGCUACCCCGUUAGUAACCUGGCGUGACUUGCAUAAGUAGCUAGCUGCUAGCCCGUUAGUAACCUGUCAUGACUUACAUCAGUAGCUAGCAGCUAGCCCGUUAGUAACCUAGCAUGACUUCUGGAAGGUUCUGGUUACAAUUUGUCCAGCGAAUGUUUGUGAACAAAGUUCAGAGUCCACACGUUGGUCCAGCGUUGCGUACAGAGC
Doryrhamphus excisus (bluestripe pipefish) is the source of this 3110-nucleotide messenger RNA. Its product is annotated as cell cycle control protein 50A-like. Gene Ontology annotation, cellular component: Golgi apparatus; plasma membrane; endoplasmic reticulum. Gene Ontology annotation, biological process: phospholipid translocation. The record is from RefSeq and is a predicted model, not a curated record. Lineage: Eukaryota; Metazoa; Chordata; Actinopteri; Syngnathiformes; Syngnathidae.